This is a messenger RNA of Ananas comosus (pineapple), 5489 nucleotides long. RefSeq lists its product as uncharacterized. The coding region runs from base 96 to 5168 and encodes 1690 amino acids. The transcript has 12 exons. Lineage: Eukaryota; Viridiplantae; Streptophyta; Magnoliopsida; Poales; Bromeliaceae. Gene Ontology annotation, molecular function: RNA binding. The record is from RefSeq and is a predicted model, not a curated record. Gene Ontology annotation, biological process: mRNA processing.
GUGUCGUGCUCCUGCGAUCCCCGGAACCCAAUCUCUCUCGACCCAUCCAUUAACCCCCCUCCGAACCCUUCUUCGUCCUCUGCCGAGCUCCUCUAAUGGCGAUCGUCGCCCCUUCCUCCCCCGUAACCCUAGACUCCAAGCCCGAAAAAUCCGACUCCGAGAACCCUCCUUCCUCCUCCGCCCCCUCCGCGCCCAUCGAAAACCCUAAUCCCAACCCCGUAAACCCUAACCCUAACCCCGUCGUGGCUCCGCCGCCCCCGGCCGUUCCAUCCUUCGCACCGUCGUUCCGGCCCUUGGGAGCCCCGCACGUGCCCCAGUACUCCCCAGUCCCGAACCCUAGCUACCCGAUGGCCCCAAACCCUAGCAUCCAGCCUCCGGGGGUGGCGGCGAUGCCUCCGGGGGCCGCGGCGGGUGGUGUGGGAGUUGCGGCGGUGCGCCCGGUGGGGAUGUAUGCGGUUGCGCCUGGGCAACCGCCGGUGCACUAUGGGCAGGUUCCGAAUGGGUAUAUGGCGGUUCCUCCUCAGCCAGGGGUGAUCCCUCCACCCGGAGUGCCUCGUUAUCCCGGCCCAUACCCUGCUAUGAUGCGCCCAGGUUUUCCCCCACGCCCAAUCCCUUCAGUCGGCGUGAUUCCACAGCUUCCACGGCCUCCUGUUCCAGGGAUCCGUGGUGUUCCACCCAUUGUGACCCCUUCAGUCAGACCUGUUGUCCCCAUUGUUGCUCCAGCUGAAAAGCCACAGACUACAGUUUACGUUGGCAAGAUUUCUCCCUCAGUAGACAAUGAGUUUCUCCUUUCUCUUCUCCGACUGUGUGGACCAGUGAAAAGUUGGAAGCGUGCUCAAGAUCCUAGUACUGGCACUCUUAAAGGCUUUGGGUUUUGUGAGUUUGAAUCUGCUGAAGGAAUUCUUCGCGCACUGCGCUUGCUCAGUAAAUUAAACAUUGACGGUCAAGAAUUGGUGUUAAACAUUAAUCAAGCGACCAGGGAGUAUCUUGAGAAAUAUGUUGAAAAGAAGACAGAAAGGGAAAAGGAAAAGAUGAAAGAAAACGAAUCUGGAGGUGGCGAUAAAGAGAGUGAAAGUAUAUCUGGUAGCAGAAAGGAGUUGCUGAAGCCAGCCACAGAGGAAGCCAAAAAGGAUUCGGAAGAUUCCAGUGAUAAAGAAAAUCAAGAGGACUCACAGAAAUUUGGUGUUGUUACUGAUGAAGAUCGUGAGGCGGACAGAGAUGCUGUAGAGAAGAUUAGCGAUAUGAUUGAGGAGAGACUAAAGACCAAUCCCUUGCCGCCUCCACCACCAGUACCGCCACCUGCUGAUGGCUUAGCUAAGUCACAGUCUGAACUUGCUUCCAGAUCAAGAGAUGGCGAUUCAGAAGUCGAUGUAAUGAAAAGUGAUGCUGCCGAAGAGAAGAAUGAUGAAGAAACCACAAGUGAAAACAAGGCAGCAACUGAAAGUGACAAGCCUGGAGUAAGCUCACCUGAUAGGAAUAGGAGUGAUAGGAGUAAAGAGCGAGAAAAAGAACGUGAGAAAAGGGAAAAGGAGAGAGAACUCGAGAGAUACGAGAGAGACCGCGAGCGCGAGCGAGUCAGAAGGGAGCGAGAGAGGGAACAGAAACAAAGAGAAUCGGAGCGGUUAUAUAGGGAACGUCUCAAGGAAUGGGAAGCUAGAGAGAGAGAGAAAGAGUAUCACCGGCAGCAUGAGAGGGAGAGAGAGAAGGACAAAGAGCGGGAGCGCCGGAGGGAGGUCUUGAGGCAGGAGGAUGAAAGUGAUGAUGAUGACUCGAGGAAAAGAAGGCGGAGAAGCAGCACUCUCGAGGAUAAGAAAAGGAAGAGGCAGCGUGAGAGAGAGGAUGAUGCGGCUGAUAGAUUAAGGGAGGAGGAAGAAAUUGCUGAAGCUAAGAGAAGAGCAGUUGAGGAGCAGCCAAAAGAAGUUGAAUUAAAGCCUUCUGUGGUAGUGGAAAUGGAGUGCGAAAACCCUAUAAUUCCCGAAGAAAGAGAAGAUGCUGAAGGAAAGCAAGUAGCUUCAGAUCAGAAUUGUGAGGUUGUUUCCACUAAUGGAGAUGUUAAUGUUGGUGAUGGAAUCCAUAGGAACAGUAACGGUGAUGAACUGAACAUGCAAUCGGACCAAGCUCCUGACCUUAAGCAGAAUACCAAUGGUCCAACUAAGAAGCUGGGAUUUGGUUUAAUUGGUUCAGGAAAAAGAACAAAUGUUCCUUCUGUUUUUCAUCAAGAGGACGAUGAGGAUGUGGAGGAGAAAAAGAUGAGACCCCUCAUACCCAUUGAUUACUCCACUGAGGAAUUACAAGCUGUCCAAAGUAAUGCUUCUGGGGCACCGCCAAAUAUUGCUGCUGCCGCUGAGUAUGCCAAGCGCAUCUCCUCUGCUAAUCCAAAGGAAGAAAAACAUGAAAUAGAAAAGGAUAGAAGUAGGCGAUCUAGUGAGAGAUCGAGCCACCGAGAUCGUGAUAGGAAUGAUGAUGAGGGUAAGGAGAGGAUGCAUGAGAAGAUGUAUGAUCGGGAGAAAGAUCGAGAAGAGAAACCUAAAACAGAAAACAAGAAGCUUUUAGAUGCGAAGCAGUUGAUUGACAUGAUCCCAAAGACUAAGGAGGAGCUAUUUGUCUAUGAAAUUAACUGGGCAAUUUACGACAAACUUGAGUUGCAUGAGAGAAUGAGACCUUGGAUUUCAAAAAAAAUCACUGAGUUUCUUGGCGAGGAGGAAGCAACAUUGGUAGACUAUAUUGUGUCCUGUACCAAAGAUCAUGUCCAGGCAUCAAAGAUGCUAGAGUUGCUUCAAUCUAUACUAGACGACGAAGCUGAGAUGUUUGUUCUCAAAAUGUGGAGGAUGCUGAUAUUCGAAAUCAAGAAAGUUGAGACAGGCCUAGCAGCCAAAAGGAUUUCCUAUUAUCAUCUCGAAAGAGUGGCUCUCAAAGGUCUUUUACUGCAACUGGAACUUGAAACUUUGCAGCACACUUCUCUGGAGUGCAAUGUGGGAUUGAAACCUCCAGUUAUGGUCAAACUGAUGGGGCAAAUAUCACUACCAUCGCCUCGAGUUCGUACAGACUUUCUGCACGUUCUGAAGGUCAAAGAUGGCAGCAAGUGGAGUAAAUAUGUACAGCUAAGAACGAUGGCAAAAAAUGAUAAACAGAGCAGGAGGAGGAGGAGGAGACAACAACAAACCGAAACCCAAAUUCCAAUCCAAACACCCUCUUCCUCUGCACGGCCCCCACCUUCGAUUCCUCCAAUUCCUGCGAGUAUUUCUAGCACAACAAUGACUCACCGCCACGAUGGUCAUAAGCCAUUCCUCUUCCCCGGGGUCCAAUCCACCGUUCUCCCCGACCCCUCCCCCUUAUUCUCCCCCCAACUCCUCUCCUCCCCUCUCCCCACCAACUCCUUCUUCCAGAACUUCGCCCUCAAAAAUGGCGACCAGCCCGAGUACAUCCAUCCCUACCUCAUCAAAUCCUCCUCCUCCUCCCUCUCCCUCUCCUUCCCCUCCCGCUUCGCCACCCCUUCCUUCAUCUACCAAACCUUCGUCCCCGACCUUACCGUCUCCUCCCCCUCCGCCUCGGACGCUAACCCUAAAUCCCACCUCAUCUCCUCCUUCGACGACCACGCCUCCUUCACCAAGCACAGGUUCGAGCUCAACAGCGGCCAGACCUUCCUCUGCUACUCCUCCGCCCCGCUCCGCCUCGCCCCCUCCGGGGUCUCCCUCCUCACCGCCCCCGCCUUCUCCGGCGUCGUCCGCCUCGCCUUCUUGCCCGACCCCAGCUACGAGCCCGUCCUCGACCGCUUCAGCUCCUGCUACCCGGUCUCCGGCGCCGCCUCCCUCGCCCGCCCCUUCUGCGUCGAGUACAACUGGGCCAAGGAGGGCUGGGGCGAGCUGCUGCUCCUCGCGCACCCGCUCCACCUCCGCCUUCUCGACCGCGCCUGCGGCGUCACCGUGCUGGAGGACUUCAAGUACAGAAGCAUCGACGGCGAUCUCGUCGGCGUCGUCGCCGAUUCCUGGGUGCUCAGGACCGAUCCCGUGUCGCCCACUUGGCAUUCGAUGAAAGGCGUCAGCGAGGAUGGCUUCGCCGAGAUCGCAUCCGCUCUCUGCAAGGACGCCGACGGCCUCUGCUCCGCGCUCAUCGCUACCACUUCGUCCUACUUUUACGGGAAGGCGGUCGCGCGCGCUGCCCGGCUGGCUUUGAUCGCGGAAGAGGUCGGCUUUCCCGACGUGAUUCCGGCCGUGCGGCAGUUCUUGAAGGCCUCCGUCACUCCGUGGCUGGAUGGGAGCUUCGGCGGGAAUGCUUUUCUCUAUGAUCACAAAUGGGGCGGGCUCGUCACCAAGCAGGGGUCGGUGGAUUCCGGCGCGGACUUUGGUUUCGGGAUCUUUAAUGAUCACCAUUACCACUUGGGUUACUUUAUAUACGCAAUUGCCGUCCUUUCUAAGCUCGAUCCGUCGUGGGGAAGGAAGUAUAUGUCUCAUGCUUAUUCGAUGGUCGCCGAUUUCAUGACUUUGUCCCGCAAGCAGGAUGCCAGUUAUGCUAGAUUGAGAUGCUUUGAUCUCUGGAAGUUGCAUUCUUGGGCGGGAGGAUUGACGGAGUUUGCUGACGGGCGGAAUCAGGAGAGCACGAGCGAGGCGGUGAAUGCGUAUUACUCCGCCGCCCUUUUGGGAUUGAGCUUCGGCGAUACCCACCUCGUGUCCAUCGGGUCGACACUCGCUGCCUUCGAGAUUCUCGCCGCACAGACGUGGUGGCAUGUGCGGGAGGGGGAAGGGAUGUACGAGGACGAUUUUAGUAGGGAGAAUCGAGUGGUGGGAGUAUUGUGGGCUAAUAAGAGGGAUAGCGGGCUCUGGUUCGCUCCCCCCGAGUGGAAGGAAUGCAGGCUGGGUAUUCAGGUCUUACCGUUGUUGCCGAUUACUGAGGUUCUGUUCCAAGACGUCGCGUUCGUGAGGGAGUUAGUGAAGUGGGCGUUGCCGGCUUUGGCGAGGGAAGGUGUUGGGGAAGGGUGGAAGGGCUUUGUGUAUGCGAUGGAAGGGGUGUAUGACAAGGAGAGCGCAAUGGAGAAGACUAGGGCGUUGAGUGGAUUCGAUGAUGGUAAUUCGCUCUCGAAUAUGCUGUGGUGGCUUUACAGUAGGGGCGAAGAUGUGGAGGGGGUAAUUGGGUGGGUGAGAUGCUGCUGGUAUCGGCAUUAUUGCCAUUAAAAGAGAAGUAUAUUAUUAUGUGUUUGCUUUGAUUGCUUCUCACUUAGGUGUGCAUGGAUUUGCUUGCGGUUGGCGAGCAGAUCAUGAUCUGCCGAAUAAGUGAUACCGACACAAACUGCAUACUGACGUGUUGAAGUGAGAAUACCCUGCUACCUUGGGUUGUAUCGGGCACUGAGUAUGGUACAAUACUAGUUGAUUUCUUUCCAUAUUUGUGGGACAAAUUAUGAUAAAGUGUGAUUUGUAGCGAAAAGUUAUGAGGUUCUCCUUUUUUCUUGAUUCUUCAUGUCCAAAAACUACUAGUAUGCUGAUUUUCUUUUAUAG